Molecule: messenger RNA, 2793 nt
Organism: Triplophysa rosa
Lineage: Eukaryota; Metazoa; Chordata; Actinopteri; Cypriniformes; Nemacheilidae
Gene: slc47a5
Product: multidrug and toxin extrusion protein 1
Exons: 17
Coding region: 206-1975 (589 amino acids)
Biological process (GO): xenobiotic detoxification by transmembrane export across the plasma membrane
Cellular component (GO): membrane
Molecular function (GO): antiporter activity; xenobiotic transmembrane transporter activity
Source: RefSeq, a predicted model, not a curated record
UUGUUGUCUCAGGAGGUAUCCAUAGGUGGUCUCGAAUAUUGUUUUUUCCUGUAAUAAUAGCAGGAUUUUAAAUGUUCGCUCAAACCGAACGUUGUCAGACUUUAUCUAAUCAGUAAGCUUUUAAGAUGGUGAAACUUUGCCACAGUGACCUGUUAGAAGCACAGCUGCGGCAGGGGAGUCACUUCAGAUCAGGUGUAAGGAAAUAAUGGACGUUUCGAGUCCCAGGACCGUAGCUGUGUCAAUAGAGACCAGUUCCAAACUGUUUUGCUGUAGAUCCAUGAGGCUGAUCCCUCUGGUGUACAGAGAGGAGCUCUACCACAUCCUGCGCAUGACUGGACCCCUGGUUGCGUCGCGCAUUCUGAAUUAUCUUCUACCGUUUGUCAUAACCAUGUUUUGUGGUCGCUUGGGAAACAGUGUGCUGGCUGGUUAUGGAAUGGCCUCAGCUACGAUAAACAUCACAACAGCAGCUACAGGAGGAGGUCUAGCAUUAGCAGCUGAUACUCUUAUCUCACAGACGUUUGGUGGGAAGAACCUGCUACGUCUUGGUGUGAUCCUGCAGAGAAGUGUCUUGAUUCUCCUGCUCUUCUGUCUGCCCUGUUGGGCUUUACUCAUCAACACCCAUCCCAUUCUUCUGCUGCUGGGACAGGACCCGGAAGUGGCCAGGAUAGCUCAACUCUAUGUGGUCUUUUACCUGCCAGCAGUUCCCGCUAUGUUUUUACAUCAGUUGCAAGUGGCCUAUCUUCAAAACCAGGGUGUGAUUCUGCCUCAGAUGUAUGCAGCCAUUGCAGCCAACAAUGCCAAUGUGAUGACAAACUACAUCCUUUUUAACUGGUUGGACCUUGGAUUAUAUGGCUCCGCUGCGGCUAACACCAUCUCACAGAUCUAUAUUUGUGCUUUCCUGUUUUUAUAUAUGUACUGGAAGAAGCUGCACAUCUACACGUGGGGAGGCUGGUCAUGUGACUCGCUGCAGGAGUGGGAUGGAUACAUGAAACUGGCCAUCCCCAGUACAAUGAUGCUGUGCUUUGAGUGGUGGAUUUAUGAAGUUGGAGGUUUUUUAGCAGGUGCUUUGAGUGAGUCGGAUCUUGCGGCUCAACAUGCAGUCAUUAUGCUGGCUUUUAUAAACUACAUGUUUCCGCUGGGGAUUCAAGGUGCUGCAUGUGUUCGUGUAGGCAACGCGCUUGGAGCUGGAGAUACUGCUGGAGCAAUCCGCACCUGCAAAGUGUCCCUCACCUGCACAGCUGCUUUGGCUGUUUUGCAAGGUCUUGUGUUAGUAUCCACAAAAACAGUGAUUGGUUUCUUGUUUACAUCAGACAGGCAUAUUGUGUGGCUUGUUUCCAAACUCCUGAACGUCUACUGUGUACUUCAGUUUUUUGAUGGUCUUGUUUGUGUCAGCAUGGGUAUUCUCCUCGGCUCUCGACAGCAGAAGAUCGCAGCUGUAGCUAACUUCUUCGGGUAUUACUGCAUCGGACUUCCACUCGGCAUUUCUCUCAUGUUUGCGGCCAAAUUAGAAGUCAUUGGCUUUUGGCUUGGGCUGCUCAUCUGCGUCUGCGUGCAGUCCAGCUUUUUCAUCUUAGUCAUUUUUAAACUUAACUGGGAGAGAGUGACCAAAGAGGCAGUGGAACGGGCCAGAAAGAGUAAAGUCUCUGACAUGACAACAGCGAGGCACAGUGAGAAUGGGGAUGAGUACAUGACUGUGAGUUCUCGAGAUGGGGAUGAAAGACACAGCAGUUCUGUGGUACAUGAGGGUCCGGGAGUGAUUCAGGAAAAGGAAGAACCCACAGGUCUGCUCCCGAUCUCUCAGAUCAUCCUCCGGAGGGGUCUGACUACCCUGGCUGCUCUUCUUAUCCUAGCUGCUGGGAUUGCUGUUCAUCUCAACGUGCCCUUACCGGAAGUGUCUUAUGGAGCAAAUGCUACUUUGGACUCAAACAUUACCACAACUUCACCCAUCAUCCAUUCACCUUCAAUAUCAGUUUGACACCAGAACACUGUUAAUGUAAAAGUGUUCGUGUUGCUUGUAAAGACCCUAAUAUCACACGUGUCUCUUCUAGAGUUACAGAUCUUAACAAAGUUCCAAACUGUGAUCGUAUUUGACAAGAUAACAAAAUGAAAAUUCGGACACUUUGAUGAACUCAAGCAUUUCCAUUAAAAUCAUCUAUCCUUUAUUUUAAAGAGUUAUAUCAUUUUGUUUAUAUCCAUACUAUUAAAAAUUGGGUGCAAUAUCGGAGACAAUGUUAAACUCAUAAAUGCAAACAUUGCAUCAUUGUAGAAUGAAACAAAAAUGAUAAUUCUACUUAAACACGCAUCGAUAAAUAGUACAUUUGUUCGGUCUUACUUGUCUCAGUCUUACUUUUUCUGUAGCUGUAUAUUUUUGUUAUGUUGCAUUGUUGCAUUAUUAUUAACAAUUAUUGCAAUUGUAAGGAUGGCAUAUAUGACAAUGAUUGUCAGGGAAUCAGUGGCAGUAAAAUCUUUUUUAUCUUCCUCUACCCUUUUGAGUAUUGUGAAGCAGAAAGUCAUUUUGUGGUCAUCUUGAAUAAUUCAAUCUCUGUCUGCCUGUAAAAAUCAGGGAUUCGAAGCCUUUCAAUAUUUUACAUGCGCCUGGUGGCACACUAACUUUUUGGCAUAAGUAGUCCUUUCAAUUAAUAAUAAAAUGAUUACAGUACAAAGCAACUUUUACAAAUGUUUUAUAUGUGUCAGUGUUGCGUAACUUGCAGCAAUAUUUUAUUACAUUUACAGAUAACAUUUGCAGGAUUUUAGUCUAAUGGGAAUCUUGUUUUACAUUCAUUGUUCUCGAAA